AUGAGUGGAAAGAAGGUGAAGGGAAAGGAUGGCGGGAGAAAAGAGAAGAGCCUUAUUGCAAGCAUGUCAUGGUUCGGUUUUAUAACCUUCGAAUGGAUCACCAUUAUACUGAAUAAGCUAAAGGCGGAAGACAACUUCACUCUCCCCAAAGUAGAAGAAGAUGCAGGGAUUGAAUACUACGCGUACAAGUUGGGGAAUAAUUUGAGGGGAUUUAAAAAGAGGAAGAGACAAAAUGGCAGAUGUAAUAUGAACCCAAAUGGAGGAUCUCAUGAAAACAGUUCGAAUGGAACGUCCAACAGGGAGACUUACUACCCGGUGCAGAAGAGGGGAAUCAUAUUUGCCCUGCUAAAAACGUUUAGGAACCAACUAUGUUGUAUUACGUUCUUCUAUGUAAUACACACGCUGUAUCUCAUUUUUGUGGCGCUAUGCAUAGAAAACUAUAUACUCCUCAUUAGGGGGAAGGGCAACCCUUGGAUUCCCUACGUUCAGAGACACAAAGAAAUAGCAUUUGGCUUGUUCCUAGUUGUAGUCAUAUGCUUCGAUUUAUUUUUCGACGCCGUUUUAACAUUCUUUGACUACCGCUUAAGGUUAAACAUGGAAAUCACCCUCAUGUACUUUUUGUAUAAAAUAAAUUUGGAGAAAUUUAGGGGAAGAUUAAUCAGCAAUCCAUAUAUCGGCGUGGGGAAUGUGCAGGACGGGGUGGCCAUGUUACCAGGGGGGGAGACCAAGAAAGGGGAUCAACACACGGUGCAAAUUGAGGGUGUUUCAGACGACCGGGUUGGUGGGGGGCCCGUCUCCUGCGACCCGAUGGGGUGUGAAGCUGCUGCAAGGGAAACGCUUUCAAGGGAAGUCAUUGUGAAUGACGCUGUUUUGGAGGAAGCGCACACAGUCGGUUCUAAGCGACAAGUAAAAAUCAGUGAUGAUCAGUUGGGAGAAAGGUCCCCCCGUAUGGAAGUAAACUCCAGCGUCGCUAAGGGUGAGCACAACCAAUGCACAGAAGAGCCACCCCGCCAGGAAGACAAAACAGAGAACGACUCCUGCGAUCUCAACAUAUACAACAUAAUGUUUGUGGAUACACCCUUCCUUAUCUACUUCAUCAGUUCCAUGAUAGACCUUUGCAACAUGAUCAUUAAGUUUACCAUUUCGUUCUACAUGUUUUAUUACAAAAUGGGUAGGGAAGCAGUAGUGGAUGGAAUUCUUCUAAUAACAUUUCUGUAUAGUCUAAUGUUUGCCUUUGAAUUAGCGUCAAGCGUUUUUAAGAUAAGGCACCUAAAAUGUCGUGACGCCCGCAUAAAUAACAUGCACCAUAUAUUGAAGGAAUACAAGCUGAUGAAAAUGUUCAACUGGGAAGCCAUCGCUUUCGACUAUGUUAAUAGACACAGAAAGAAGGAGAUGAAAGUUUGCACGAUUAGAAUUUACCUCGGUUCGUUAAGUAACUAUAUGAACGCCAUUUCAAUGAAUGUUGUAGAGGUAGCCAUUUUUUUUAUUUUCAUCAGAGGAGAGAUAAACAGCCAUAAACCAAUCAACGUCAGCUCCAUCAUCACUCCUUUGUUUCUGUACAAGUCGCUCAUAGCUGGCAUGUCCAACCUGCCUAACAUUAUAAAUAACCUUCUCGAGGGGGUCAUCAACAUUUGCAGAAUCAACAGGUACAUCGACCACUACAUGUUUCAGCAGGGUGACGGUUGUGGGUACUCCGGGAACGACCACCCGAUUGGCAUAAACACCACAACCACAACUGCAUAUGGGGGUCACAGCAGGAACAAUUUGAAUACACAAUGUGAGGACGCCAACUGGAGGAACUUCUUCAAGUAUUUUUUCUUCCACAAAGGGUACAAAAUGACCAGCGGGGGUAAGAGCACUACUAACAGGGACGAUUACCACUACGGCGGUGACAAGGGGGAUGACGCACGUGGAGGAAUAACUACCGAGAAGAUAGCCGAAGUGACCAGCACGCGUGGUACGGACCACCACCACGGGGACGUCAUUUUAAAAAUGGACAGGUGUUACUUCUCUCCGGAGAGGCCACCCACGGGAAGAGGUUCCGACGGUCGGGAUGACCCCACCCCGGGAGACGCCCUCCUGAAGAAUGUGAACCUAACGGUAAAGAACAACACCCUGGUGGUGAUUCUAGGCAAUGUGGGAUCUGGGAAGACGCUGUUCUUUAACGCCCUUUUAGGAAAGCUAAGAUUAUCGCAGGGGAAUUGCUACGUGAAGAGCUUCGCCCAGGACAUGCCCGUGAUGUACGUGCCACAGUUCUACUGGGUAACCAUAGGUACAAUCCGUUCCAUGAUCCUAUUCGGAAAUAGGUUUGACCCGUAUCUGUACUACCGAGUUAUUGUAGAGAGCGAGCUCAUAAACGAUAUGAACACCUUCAAGAGGAAGGACCUACGAUACGUGAAUGAUGAGCACAGUCUGAGCAAAGGACAGAAAGCGAGAAUCUGCUUAGCCAGGGCGCUGUAUCAUCAUUAUAUACACAUGAGUGACUUGCUGAUCGAUUAUGAGAGAGAUGCUCUAGUGAAUAAGAAGUGGCGUGAAAAAGUCACCUCAGGGAAUAUUUACAAAGGGGACACAGAUCAGGUGGGAAAAAAAGUAACCGAUGACGAGCCCCCUUCACAGGAGGAGAAGUACGAACUACACGACGGGAACAACUCCACCAACUAUACUUUAAACGCAACUGACAUGAUCAACACGUGUUCACAUGUUAGUCCAGUGAAGAAAGCAAUGCACAGUGGGUUGGAAGGAAACGAACAGAAGAGACACAAUGGAGGAAGUAAUGACCAUGUGAUCAUCGGACAAACAGGAGAAAUGCACACAGAGAAUAGUGACCUUUUCAAAAAGAACUCUCUUCUGAAGGAAUGCCUGGAUCAGGAGCAAAUGUCCUACCUGUACCUCCUGGAUGACCUCUUCUGUGCAUUAGAUCCAUGCAUAUGCAAAAAUAUUUUUUACAACCUCUUCUGUAGUGAAGAAAACGUGGAAGGAUUUAAGAGGAACUGUUCUUUUGUCCUCACGGCAAACCAAAACAUCUGGAACAGCUUCCUGGAUGAGGAGUUAAUUCGCCACCUACAAUAUGGUGUCGAAAUUUAUCGUCUGCAAGACCGCACGUUGGUGUACGAGGGGGACAUCCACACGUAUAUGAAGAAGAAGGGGAUUGUGGCACAACGGGGGGAAUACUCCAAAGAGGGGUCCUCUCUGAGUGCAGUUUCCACCCUGAACAAUAGGAGCAAAAUGGUGGAAUUCUUCACAGAACAACAAAGUGGAAGAAAGAACAGCCACAAGAACGACACAAAAUAUCAGAAGUUUGUAACGUUGAAGGAGCUGAAAAGUACCUAUUCCUUCAAACUGGAGCCACUGGAUUCUGCGUUUAUGCAUGCCUUCGGAAGGAAGUACACCACGGUGACGCAAAACUAUGUGGAAAAACGCAAAGACCAUAUGAUGAACACAGGCCGUAGCGUGAGCCUUAGUAGUUUGGGGAGCAUGCGAAAAAUGACGAUCAGCAAUUAUGCGGAGGUGCUAGUAAAGGAGAAGAAGAGCUACGUCGGGGGGACAAGUGAUAAGCGUGACGAUAAGCGUGACGACAAGCGGGACAGCAAGAGGGACAAUAAGAGCAACCGGUCCUUCGAGCAGGACGAUAAAAUAACGCUGCACGAGUUUGAAAAGGUUAACAGAGUUUUGCAGGCAAAGCUGAAGCAUAACUAUAUGUAUGAAUACAUGGGGUAUGACGAAAAUGGAGAUGAGGGCGAAGAAGAGGAUCUCCGUUUUAAGGGGAACAUAAAGUGGGAGACGUUUGUCUGGUAUCUUCGUAUGAUAGGUACCCCCAUUAUUGCAUUCAUACUGCUUUUCAUGGUAGUCUCCAUCUUUACAGACGAAAUAAAAAAUAUGUUGCUCUUUUUGGCAAGCACGAUCAUUAAGAGUAAAGGACAGAAGGAGUCCGAAAUUUUAGAGAAGCAGCUAGCAUACAUGAAGUGGUUUGUCCUUCUACCGUGUGUAUCCCUGGUGACCACGUUAAUUUCCUUCAUGCUGAUAGCCCACGGAAUAGCAGUUUCAGCUACUAAGGUCCACACGGAAGUACUUAUGAGCAUUUUAUACGCCCCGAUUCAUACCUUCUACAGCAACAACCUGGGGAACAUAAUAAACCGAUUCAUCACAGACAUAAAUGUUUUGGACAAUGGGAUCAUCAAACGGAUCUACAAAACGUUCUAUACGUUCUUUCGUUUUCUGUUCACAAUUUUUCUCCUCAACUAUAUGGUUCUUCAGACAGCGUAUGUAUUGCCCAUGAUUAUUUUUCUCAUCUACGUUUGCGUUUUUGAAAAGUAUUCACGAGGCUGCAAGGAAGCCCAACGAGGAUACCUCAGUGCACACGCCCCUCUGUGCACCAUCUACAGUAACACCAUAAUGGGGAAAGAGAUAAUUUACCUCUACAAGAAGAACAAGUACUUCCUCGAUUUGUAUUCCAAGCGGGUCUUCGAAUAUAGGAAUUAUACCAUUUUCAAGUGGUGCCUAACAAUAUGGGCCUCCCUCUAUGUGCAGCUCAUCGUAUUAUGUCUGACCGCCUUUUAUAUAAUUUACCCCUAUGUUCUGCACCCCUACAUUGGGAACAAGAAGGACCCCAACUUUUUGAACGAGGAAAAAAACGCCAGCACCAUUGGUUACUGUAUUACCUUCUCCUGCAGUUUGGGCUUUAUCAUUAAGUCUCUUCUGUAUGACUACACGCACGUGGAAAAGGAGAUGUGCAGCACACAGCGUCUGGAGGAAUGUUCGCAGAUGUUCAAGGAGCACGUGAACUACGAGGACAAGGGGGAAGCGCUUCCCACGCAGGUACCAGAGGUGAAGUGCGAACCGGAGAAAUGCACACCGAUUAAAUUCGCACCGACGAAGUGCACACCGACUGAUGUAACAAACGACCUAACAGCAACGUGCGUACCGAACGAUGGAAAGGCCAACUACGGGCUGCACUUCGAAAACGUCUUCGUGAGCUACAAGAAGAAAAUCUUCAUCGACAAGUCACGUAACCUGUACUACUACGCAAACGAAAAGUCCUGUCUGCGAAAUAUGAACCUAUACGCACUGAAGGGGCAGAAGAUUGGCAUUGUAGGAAGGUCGGGGGCGGGGAAGAGCACCACCAUCCUCUCGGUACUAGGUCUCAUACCCACCACCAGGGGAACCAUAUCGAUCGAAGGCAGAGAUAUCAAAACCAUGAGUUUGGAAGAAAGAAAAAGCAUCAUUGGUCUCCUCCCUCAGUCCUCUUUCGUAUUCUUCCACUGGAACAUACGCACGUAUAUAGACCCCUACAACAACUUCACGGAUGACCAAAUUAUGGAUGCCUUCAAAUUAAUAGGUAUUAACCUCCAAACGGAGGAUUUAUACAAAUACAUCUACAAGCAGAAGAAGAAAAAUACUCACGACGGUAGAGGAAUACCUAACGGAAGGGAAAAGUGCAAUAAGAGUAACUCCACCACCGGAGCAAACUUCCUGUCCCUCUCGGAUGACUGCAUUCGUUACUUAGCUUUGGUAAGAAUCUUCCUAAACAGACAUUCGUACAAGCUUGUUCUAAUCGAUGAGAUCCCUGUUCUCAACUUAAACCUAAGCAACAGCAAUGCGAAUAAUUUUUUCUCUAGUGACGUCAAAUCCUUUGAAUACAUCAUACGGAACUACUUCUCUCACAUCACUGUGUUGAUCAUCGCCCACGAUGUGAGUACGCUCUCCUGCUGUGACUUCAUUUACGUUGUGGCCAAAGGAGAGGUCUCCUACAAGUGCAGCUACGCAGAAAUCAAGACGCAGGCGGCGUUGGCCGCUCUGAUUCAACAGCAGACGGAGUGA
Plasmodium coatneyi is the source of this 5817-nucleotide messenger RNA. RefSeq names its product Transporter. Gene Ontology annotation, biological process: transmembrane transport. Gene Ontology annotation, cellular component: membrane. Gene Ontology annotation, molecular function: ATP hydrolysis activity; ATP binding; ABC-type transporter activity. NCBI's taxonomy places the organism in Eukaryota, Apicomplexa, Aconoidasida, Haemosporida, Plasmodiidae. The record is from RefSeq and is a predicted model, not a curated record. The transcript has a single exon. The coding region runs from base 1 to 5817 and encodes 1938 amino acids.